AGUGAUAAACAGAAACAUUUUGUCAAGGCUUUUUUAAAGAAGAAACGGCAAUAAUGAGAAUUAUUUUGAAAUGCAGAAUAUUUUAUAGUGCCGGUAUCGGUGACGGUAACGUGAUCAAUAUCUUCUGCGGCCAGGUAAGGAACCAUAAACUCAGGGUGGCUGUCCAAUCAAGCGGUUCUUUUGCAUAUUAACUAGCCGGCAGUCGAGAGGAACUAUUGCAUAAUUUGACCAUUUUAUUCAAGCGUUUUGCAUAACGGUAAGUGCUCCACAUAGGCGCCUGCAUAAAAACCAAGAAGCCAUCUGCUAACCCAUCAGAUUCAGCGGCCAACAGUCAAACAGUCUAAACAUGCGACACUUUUUCGUUUUUCUAUGCUGUUGCCUGGCGGCUUUGGCCAGCGCCGACAAACUUGGCUACAAUUAUCAGCCGGUGGCUCACUCGGGCACUGGACUUUCAUUUGCACCUGGCGGCGCCGCUAGCAAUGUGUCGCCCUCGUAUGCAUCUGGACCAGCACCCGCUUCUGAUUCCACUAACGCAGGCUUCGCUCAGCCUUCAAGUGUGGAGUCCAGCUACCAGCCAAGCGGCUCCAUUGCUGAACCAUCCGCUGAUGCUCCCAACUAUGCCGCAGCACAGCCCAAGCUGCAAAAGGAAUUUUUCACCUAUACAGCGAACGAAGAGGACUUCCAAGAUGCAGCUGAUUCUGAGAAAGUUUCAGGCUCGCUGAACAAAGCUCUGCGUGUUGUCUUCAUCAAGGGACCUGAGAGCCGUGGCCUAGAGCAAGCUGCUCUGGCCCUGUCCAAGCAGGCCGGCCAGCAAGAUACUGCCAUCUAUGUCCUGAAUAACCAGGCCGAUAUUGCUGAUCUGGCCAACAAGCUGAAUGCCAUCCGUAGCAACACCAACAACAAGCCCGAGGUGCAUUUCGUCAAGUACCGCACCCCUGAGGAUGCUGCCAAGGCUCAGCAGGCCAUUGAAGGACAGUACGAUCAGCUGGGUGGCUCAGCCUCCCGUCAGGAUGGUGGUGUUGCUCCCGUCAUUGACUUUGCAUCCAAGGGACCAGCGCCAGCUGCCGUUCCAGAGGCUUCUGCACCAGCGCCACAGGCGGCUGAGCCCGAGGCUGUGGAGCCUGUUUCCUCAUAUAUUCCACCUGUGACUCCGGGUAGCACCUAUUUGCCAGCAAACAUUCUGCGCCGUUUCCGUUUCUAAGAUCUUCGGACUUAGACUUUGAUCUGUGUUUUGUUAUUGUUAUUGUUGACCUAUU
This is a messenger RNA of Drosophila virilis, 1256 nucleotides long. RefSeq lists its product as uncharacterized. Lineage: Eukaryota; Metazoa; Arthropoda; Insecta; Diptera; Drosophilidae. The record is from RefSeq and is a predicted model, not a curated record.